Orbicella faveolata is the source of this 1046-nucleotide messenger RNA. RefSeq lists its product as uncharacterized. Gene Ontology annotation, molecular function: transcription cis-regulatory region binding. Gene Ontology annotation, biological process: regulation of DNA-templated transcription. Gene Ontology annotation, cellular component: nucleus. The record is from RefSeq and is a predicted model, not a curated record. Lineage: Eukaryota; Metazoa; Cnidaria; Anthozoa; Scleractinia; Merulinidae.
CUAGAACUCAAUAUUUUGUCGCGGUCAUCUCGUUUUGGGUCACGUGGUCCGCGGCGAAAAGUGUGGCCUGCACAAAAAGAAUUGACUGAGUCGGUUUCUUCUCGCGGAAGGGAAUUCUCUGGGCAUUUCUGGGACAUUGACUACUAGAGAAAAUCAAUUUAAACUCUUCGCUUUCGUUUUAAUGUUAACUGGUCAAGGCGGAACAUAUUUUCAUAUGAAUGGUUUCCCACGCAGACUCGUUUUGAAACAGAAGCAAAAGGCAAGUCGGAAAUGGCCUAUUCUGAUUGAGGCUACCGCGCUAACAUCAGCGCAGGAAGCCAUUUUUUCGUUUGUUUUGCUUAAAUCAUGUCUUCACUAAUUAAUUGCAGCCGCAAAGAAAAUGCGAUCGUCCAAUGCAUCGACAAGCUCGCCAGAAGCAGCGGUCAACGAGAAACAAGAAUCGAAGAGGAAACGAAAAAAUCUUACGAAAGAGCAAUUGGAAAUUCUUGAAGCCGUUUAUGCGAGAGACAAGUACCCUCACAUCGAAGAAAGGUUAAAGCUGGAAGGACCAACCAAGCUCACUGAAGAUCGGAUACAAGUCUGGUUUCAAAACAGACGCGCAAAGGACAGGAAAAAAAUAGAGGUCGAAAAACUGCAACAAUCUUUUGAAAACAACCAGGUUGCAGAGUGCGAAGGAAACGGUGUUGAUUCGAGAAACGCACCGAGUUACAGCCCAGCUAAAUCAAUUCAGAGCCCCGAACGAAAAAACAGCAACAGUGGUAGUGACAUCAGUGAUAACGACAAUUUAAGUUGCGGUGGAUCUCCAACAGAAUAAUUUGGUCAACAAAACUUUGGCAUUUCAAGGGGGUAGUAUUCUUUUUUCGCGAUCAUACAUAUCGCAUAAAUGUGUGAAUCUGAGUGAUUUUUUUUCAGUUCUUCCCGACAAACAUGAUCUGCCGUGGUAUCUGUGAAUUUAAAAUAUCAUAAUAUUGUGAUUUUUAUUUGAGUGUCGAAAAGUAAUUGGUUUUGCACUUACACGACUGGCUUAUAAAACCUCGCGCCACUUU